This is a messenger RNA of Ooceraea biroi (clonal raider ant), 1354 nucleotides long. RefSeq lists its product as uncharacterized. The record is from RefSeq and is a predicted model, not a curated record. Gene Ontology annotation, cellular component: plasma membrane. Lineage: Eukaryota; Metazoa; Arthropoda; Insecta; Hymenoptera; Formicidae.
AGCUGCAAUCCACGUACCAGUACGCGAUCAGUGUCAAACAGUCAAUCAGUGCGUUAGGGUGGUGAAGCGUCUUGCGUGGCGUUAUAUCCUAUUUUGUGAAGCCUUGUCGUGCCAAGUAAGAGAGAACGGUAUUUUCGGUGUUUUGCGCUCGAACCACAUUUCCCGAGGUAUUUCGAGGUUUUAAAAUUAAAUUGUAUCGUUAGUGGAAAACGUCACUAAGACACAUUUAUAAGACAUCAUUUACAAGUUGUGCAUGCCAAACAUAAAUUCUUGAACUGCUAUCAACAAACAACGGAAGGAGUUAAAGACAAUAUGGCAAGUCGAAUGAAGGCUUUAUACGAUCAGGUCAUUUUUGAGAGGCGAAUUCUCCUGGGUUGCACAGUUCUUGUAGGACUUUCUGCAUGCGUGUGGUCUGUUGCUAUAGGAACUGACUAUUGGUAUAUAAUAAAAUCGCCGGAUGAUAAAGGUUUGCCUUUAGAAGGUAUUGAUAAUAUUGGUAGAAGAUUAAUCUACAAACACAUGGGUCUUUGGAAAGGUUGUAUUACUGGAUUGAAACCUGAAUCAAAAAAUUCUACAAAUCUAGUGCAUUAUGAAGAGUGCAAGUAUUUGAAUAUGUUCCCGACGGAGAUACAGAUAAAACUGGAUCCAACCAUAAACGAAACAACGCUGACUUAUGCCAGGACUCAGGUUUCAUUUGCCUUAAUUAGUCUGUUUGUGAUGAUUAUGAGUGUUUGCUUUUCCAUUUAUACAUUCCGGAAUCCACGCUAUAUGUUUAAACGUCUUGCUGGAGGAAUUCAUUUCAUAAGUGCCGCUUGCAACAUGGCUGUAAUACAAGUUUUACUUUCAUCAAUCGAGUACGAGAGUAACCACGUUUUCGAGAACUUUCCGAAAGGCGCAUUGAUGAGAUACCACUAUUCCCUUAUCCUAGCAUGGAUUGUGUUCUUAUGCAACUUUAUAGCCGGCUUCGCCUUCAUGCUCUUCUCGAGAAAGAGGAAAAGGGAUAAAGCACCCACGGAAGAAAUAGCUAUGGCUGAUGAACCAACGAUAAUCGGACGCUAAAAAUGUUAUUUUUGUUAUUCUUGUUGAGAUUAUUGUUAUUCUUGUUGUUAUUUAUUACAAUUAUAAGACUUGAGUGAAUCAUAAAUAAUACAACUUCAACUUGUGCUUGAUUUAUUUCUGUGAAUUACGAAACUAUAAACUUUUAAAAAUAUAUGUACACUUUAUAUAUAUCUUCAAACUUUCUUUUUUUUAAUUUAAUAAUUUAAAAAAUAUGAUCUUACUCUCUGUUUGGUAGUUUUCUGUCAUAGUAUGUAUUAUAUUUUCGCUAACAAUAAAUAUAUAUUGUUGUGCAUCC